Molecule: messenger RNA, 880 nt
Organism: Chinchilla lanigera (long-tailed chinchilla)
Lineage: Eukaryota; Metazoa; Chordata; Mammalia; Rodentia; Chinchillidae
Gene: Ftmt
Product: ferritin mitochondrial
Biological process (GO): intracellular iron ion homeostasis; iron ion transport
Cellular component (GO): cytoplasm; mitochondrion
Molecular function (GO): ferrous iron binding; ferric iron binding
Source: RefSeq, a predicted model, not a curated record
GCCAUGCGGUGCGCGCUCGGCCUGGAGCGGCGCGUGAAUCGGUCGCUGCUGGAGCUGCACGCGCUGGCCUCCGACAAGAAGGACCCCCACUUGUGCGACUUUCUGGAAACGCAUUUCCUGAACGAGCAGGUGAAGUCCAUCAAAGAACUGGGUGACUACGUGCACAACUUGGUCUCCAUGGGCGCGCCGCGGUCUGGCCUGGCGGAGUACCUCUUUGACAAACACACUCUGGGAAGUGAAAGCAAGCAGAACUGAGCCACAGGCUGCCACGCCAGACCAGGGGCGGGUGUCCCUGCUUCUGGCCCUUAAGAUUCACCUCCGUCUUUACAUUCUUCUCCUGCUAUAGCCGUCCUCGAAUAAAUAUUUAGAGGAAAACACUGGGCCCUUGUUAACAAUGGCUUUCCGCCCGCGUCAAGCUACCCAUCUUUUCCCAGCCUGAAAGAUGCUAAGGAGGAAUACGACAGUAAUGCAAAAAGUGUAAAAAAGGUACUCCGAUAUUACCAAAUACUACCAAUUAACGAAUACUACUCCUAGCUGUGAACACACACUAAAAUUCCCUGAUUUUUAGUUCAACCUGUGCCUGCUGUUUUCAAGAUGCUAACGUGACAAAACGUGUAUAACUGUAAAACAAAGGCAACUGAAAGACAAAUGGAGUACUGUAAAAAUUAUGACUGCAAAGUUCUGUGACAAACUUUACCUUUUCCCAGUGUGUGCAAAGAAAUAGCAAUGUCUGGAGAUUAUCUAUUUUUUAAAGACUUCAUAAUCCAAUAAAUUUGGGAUAAGUUUUACCAAGAAUCAGCGCUGGCAUUGGGAAGUCACUGUAUGUAUUACUCUUUUAAGGGCUCUGAGAAGUGUUGGAAUUAAAAACAAAAAGCUUGAA